Molecule: messenger RNA, 3956 nt
Organism: Rhopalosiphum padi (bird cherry-oat aphid)
Lineage: Eukaryota; Metazoa; Arthropoda; Insecta; Hemiptera; Aphididae
Gene: GlcAT-I
Product: galactosylgalactosylxylosylprotein 3-beta-glucuronosyltransferase I
Exons: 7
Coding region: 221-1231 (336 amino acids)
Biological process (GO): carbohydrate metabolic process; chondroitin sulfate proteoglycan biosynthetic process
Cellular component (GO): Golgi membrane
Molecular function (GO): galactosylgalactosylxylosylprotein 3-beta-glucuronosyltransferase activity
Source: RefSeq, a predicted model, not a curated record
AUGUAUUUCUGUUAAAUCAUUAUAUUUUAGUUAAAUAAUUUUUAGUAUUUGUUGUAAUAUUUAUAAAAUAAAUAAAUAUAUAAAUUGAAUACUAAGUAUAUUUAUUUGUUGGCCAUGACAUAUUAUUGUGAAAGAUAAUUAAUAUCUUGUAGUUUUGAUCAAUUUAUUAUUAAGAAUCAGUAGAUAUUUUGACAAAUUCAAAUGUUACGAGUGAAUCAAAAUGAGUAAUUUUAAUUCUAAUUAUAAGUUUUUGGACAUGUUUAAUAAAAGAAGAACAAUAUUUUAUUUUGGUUUUUUCACAUUACUAAUUUUUUGGUUCAUUGGAAUUCGAAGUAGAGAUGCAUCACAAUAUCAAAUUUUAAAACAGACAUUGGAACACACUAAAGAAGAAUUGAAAAUCAAUUCUAUAAAUUAUAAUAUUUUAAAAGAAAGAUUUGAAAGUAUAUGUGAUAAAUGGCAACCAAACAUUCCAGUUAUAUAUGCCAUCACACCUACUUACAAAAGACCUGUACAAAAAGCUGAACUAACAAGAUUGUCUAACACUUUUCGUUUAGUAAAUAAUUUCCAUUGGAUUAUUGUUGAAGAUUCUGAAAUAAAAACAUCACUUGUAGCCAAUUUGCUGCAUAAAAGUAAUUUAAAUUACACUCACUUAGCCAUAGGAACACCAGCUGAAUGGAAGAGAAAAUUAAAAGAACCUAAAUGGAAGAAACCUAGAGGAGUUAAACAAAGAAAUAAGGCUUUAGAAUGGUUAAGGAAUAACAAGGCUAAAGAAAAUGAUGAGGGGAUAAUUUUUUUUGCUGAUGAUGAUAACACAUAUAGUGUUGAUUUAUUUAAUGAAAUGCGAACAGUAAAAGGUGUUGGUGUAUGGCCAGUUGGUCUUGUUGGUGGUCUUUUAGUAGAAAAGCCAUUAAUAAAUAGUAAAGGUAAAGUAAUUGGUUGGAAUAGUGCUUGGAGACCAGAACGACCAUUUCCCGUUGAUAUGGCAGGUUUUGCCAUUAAUUUAAAACUUUUACGUAAACGCCCUAAUGCUGAAUUUUCGUGGGAUGUCAGUCGAGGUUUCCAAGAAAGUGCUAUACUUUCACAGGUAACUACUGUAGAACAAUUGGAGCCUAUGGCAGAUAAUUGUACUAAAGUGUAUGUGUGGCAUACCAGAACUGAAGAACCUAUACUAAAAGCAGAAGAAAAACUUAAAAAUCGUGGACUUCGAUCAGACAUGAAUAUUGAAGUUUAAUCUCAAUCAGUGAUGCAAAAAUCAGGUGUUUUAUUUGUGUAUAAUUAUUUUAGUCUUUAAAUAAUCUUGAAAGAAUCGCUGCUCAAAUGAGAAAUUAAAACCAAUUCAUGCUUUUACUCUUCAAAUUUAGUUGCUGCACAAAUUAAAAUGAUUUGUUAGUUAUUGGUUUAUAACCAAUACAAAUGAUUAGAAAAAUAAUUAAAUUACAAAUUAUUCACAUUUAGUCAUCAAUUGAAGUAAAAAAAAAUUUUUCAUUAUUUUGGUUAUUUUAAUUUUUUUUUUUUAUCCCUUCUAUGGCAUACAAAAUUCAUUUUUUUAAUUUAUUUCAAAAUAAUAACAUUAAAUAUUAAACAAAACAAAUAUAAUAGGUACUUUUGUUUAAAUAUUUUGAUAAAAAUAUAAUAACUAAUAUCUGUUUAUUAUUAAAAAAAAAAAACAAAAAAAAAAAAAAUGUAUAUCCAACAAUAAUAUUAUUUUUUUUAUAAAUUAUUGUUAAAUUGACUUCCACUACAAAAUAUAUAAAAUACUUGAAAUAAAUAAAACUUUAUAAAUAAAUUAUAGAAAUGAAAAAAUAAGUACUCAUAAUAUAUAUACACAAAAUUUACAUUUUUAACGAUUUUUGUUGCAUUUGAAUAACUUUGAAUUAAUAAUUUGUUUUCUUAUAAAAUUGUUUGUGAAAAUCUUAAUCAUAUGUACACACAAAAAUUACCAAGAAAAAUUCAUCAUUAAAAUCCCAAAAAAUAUUAGGAAUUACACUAUUUAGUAGUAUUUCUCUUUUCUCUUUAUAAAGUUAUCCUUUUGUUUUACUAAUAAAGUGUACUCCUAUUUUUUUUUUUACAUAAUAUACCACAUUUUAUGUAAUUAUGUACACAUACACUAGCUAUUUCUAUUGUAUUAAUGUUUUAUUUAACCAAAAUAUGGUUACAUUUAAUGUAAUGUAUGUCCUUAAAAAAGUGCUCAACAAUAUAGACAAGAUUAUUUUUUUAAUAACAAAUUAUGUAAUAUAUAAAUUAAAUUAUGUACAAAACAUAUUUUUUUGAAAAAUUGAAUAUACCUAUAUAAGUUGAUAAAUAUAAUAACUAUGGAAAAGAAGGUAUAAUUAUAAUUUAAAAAUUAAUAAUUAAUAAUACUUAAAAUUGUAUUAAAUAAAAAAGGUAUGAUAAUUAUCUAAAAGAAAUUUAACAAACCUUAUUUAAAUCCACACAUAAUGAAAGUAUAUAUAUAAUAUAUAGUCCUAUAUGUUUUCAUCUGAUUUACAUUUAAAAUAAUUAAUUAGUAAGUCCAUCAUAUUACAUAAAAACUUAAUAUUUAUUUAAUUGUUAGUUUAUCAAUAAAAAAAGCAAUUUCUAUCAACAUUUGAUAGAAAAUAAAACAGUUAAAAAAAUGUUUAAUUGUUUUACAAUUUAAAUUUAGAGCAAUAUCUUAGCAUAUUAAUAAUUUGCAUCUUAUAUCAUAAUCAACUUCAUUCCAGUUAAGAUAUUUAUAUUGGUAGUUAAAGUUAAAAAUUGUUUUAUUUAUAUCAUACUAUUCUAUUGUAUUAUCAUUCAACCGUCCUUAAAUGUUCAUUUUCAAUUUAAACUAUAAAAACCUUGUGAUAUUUUAAUGCCAUGACAUUUUAUAUUAAAUAUAGUUACCUAAUCAUAUUUUUUUAUACAUUUAAUCACCAGUAUUUAUUAAACAAUAUUAUUUUGAUGAUUUUAGUUGUUUUGUAUAUUAAUUUUGAUAAGGUUAAGUUCAGGAGCGUAUUUAGAAAUGUCUUAAGGGGGGGGGGGCACAAACUAAAAGUUCAAAUUUGCGUACAUGGGGCAUAGAAUUGUAAAAUUUCUCAUAUAAUAAAAAUUAGUAUAAAAUACGGUGAAUGGGGGAGGCACGAGCCCAUGUGCCCCUCCCUUAAAUACGCCCCUGGUUAAGUUAUCUAAAUUAAAUAAAUAUUUAAAAAAAAACAUACCAGCAUAACAUCAUUUAUUGUAAAAUAAUAAACAUUUAAACCAUUUUUAAACUAAAUAGGACGUUAAACCUCCCUGUGUUAUCUCUGUCUUACUAACGUAUUUCAAAGCAAAUUUGCGUUUAGCAGAACAUAUAUAUAUAUGUAGUUGUUAGCUUUAAUAUUGGAAUCAAUUUUCCUUUUAUCAAACUUAAAGGUAAGGACAUGUCAUACACUUUUAUUGAUAUUAUCACUUUAAAGUGAGUUUAAAGUAUGUAAAAUAUUACAGCUUUAAAAUGUUCAUAACUCACUUUAAAAUGAUAAUAUCAAUAAAAGCAUGACAUUUCCUUGAUAUAAUUUUUAUCUUUACAUUUUUGAUUUGUAAAUUCACUCUGCUAACAACACAAAAUUGAUUUUGCUAAACGAAAAUUUUCCAUUUUGUAUGUUGGUAAGACAGAGAUAACACAUAUGGAAUAUGGAUAUAAUGUCCUCUUAAGUAUUAAGGUUUUUAAAGUUUAUAAACAUUAUUAUAUUAUUUAUGUAUUUAUUUUAUAGUUUGUACCACUAGAAAUAUUUUUAUAAGUUAGUAUUUUAUUUAUUUAUAUAUGUGCUAUUUUUUUUAUCCAUUUUUAUUUUAUUAACUAUGUAGCAUCAUUUAUGGUUUUCAGAUAUUUGUUACUAGAUAAUUGACAGUAAUUUAUACAUCAUUGUAUGAGUUAUUGAUUUGUCUUUAUAUAUAUAGUAAUAUGUUAUUCAAUGAAAUUAUUAUUUAUUUAUAAAAUAAAAAUAAUUUAAAUUUAA